AUGGCCUCAAGAGCAGAACUUCUUGCUUGGUUGAAUGACCUUCUUCAAAUUAACUACACGAAAAUUGAACAAUGUGGUACAGGUGCAGCUUAUUGUCAAAUUAUUGACUCAAUCUAUGGAGAUCUACCAAUGUCAAGAGUCAAGUUCGGCGCGAAACACGAAUACGAAUUCAUUGCAAACUUCAAAGUGAUGCAAAAUGUGUUCAAAGCAAAGAAAAUCGACAAGCCAAUACCAGUGGAAAGACUUGUCAAAUGCAAGAUGCAAGAUAACCUCGAAUUUCUCCAAUGGAUAAAACGAUUCUGGGACACAAAUUAUGGUGGACAAGGCUACGACCCAGUCUCCCGGCGUAAAGGCGUAGCAGACAUUCCUGCUACUGUCGGUCCUUUGUCUACCGGCGGCAGCCGCACCGGUGGUCUCAAUGUCGGUGGCAGUCGGGCGGGUGGUAGAACACCUGUUUCUGGUCAUCGCUCGGGAUCGGCACAACCGAAUGAGGCUGUCCAGCACCUUACUGCUCAAUUGAAGGAGAUGAGUGGGCAUUUUGAGGGGCUAGAGAAGGAGAGAGACUUUUACUUCGAAAAGUUGCGGGAAAUUGAGAUACUUGUACAAGAACACUUAGAGGGUGAGGGUAAUCCAGACGACCCUACGUUGCGAAAAAUCCAGGCUAUACUUUAUUCAACAGAGGACGGAUUCGAGGUUCCUGAAGGUGGAGCUGUAGUUGACGAGGAGGAAGAAACAUUCUAG
Molecule: messenger RNA, 741 nt
Organism: Lentinula edodes (shiitake mushroom)
Lineage: Eukaryota; Fungi; Basidiomycota; Agaricomycetes; Agaricales; Omphalotaceae
Product: calponin homology domain-containing protein
Exons: 6
Coding region: 1-741 (246 amino acids)
Biological process (GO): protein localization to microtubule plus-end; regulation of microtubule polymerization or depolymerization; spindle assembly
Cellular component (GO): spindle midzone; microtubule plus-end; cytoplasmic microtubule
Molecular function (GO): microtubule plus-end binding
Source: RefSeq, a predicted model, not a curated record